GGGAGGCGGGGAUCGAUGGAGCAGGAGCGAAACGGAAAAUCCGUCUUCGCCAAUAAGCAUCAAGAUCAGUCCCGGUGCCAAUCUGAAGCUGUUUAUAGGACACAUUUGGCACGGCGAUCUUUUACUCAAAAGUAACGGUUUAGAGGCAGAUCGAGCGUAAACGAGAUGUUCUUGUAUAAGGGUUAGAAGUGGAACUUGGGUAGGCGAAGUCUUGGGCGUAUCUGCACUUUUGUUCUUAUAUUGUCGAAGUGGAAAACAGCCGACGCUGAGCGCAUCUGAUCUUCCCCGAGCGCUCGGUGCUGAUGAGGGCUUUGUCGGCGUGAUCCGUCCGCGAUGGCCGCUUCGGGCGGACAGAAGAGUGAGAAGUUAGAUGAAGCUCAGGCUCUAGCGAGGAGCUGCGCAGGGCGACCGGACUUUCUGCCCUGCGAUGGACUAUCCAUCUGCGCCACACACAGCCACGGGAAGUGUUUCAAGCUGCACUGGUGCUGUCAUCUGGGCUGGUGCCACUGUAAAUAUGUCUACCAACCCAUGACCAGCGUAUGCCAACUUCCCAGCACGCCGGUUCCAGUUGACCCCUCAGGUCACACCCACACCAUGAACCUGUCCAUCUCCCUGGCUGAGCGCUUUCUCAGGACGGCCCCCAAAUUCCAGGCUCCACCCUGCCCAGAGUCGCCCAAGCUCUGCGUCAUCUCUGAGCUCUUUGUGGAUGAUUACAUGGUCAAACGUAUCAAUGGUAAGAUGUGUUAUGUGCAAAGGCCACCUCCCCCUACACCAAAUCCUACACACCAACCCCAAAUGCCGGCACCUCAACCUACACCCCAACGUACCAACAAGCACACAAAGCAAGCGGGCCAAACUAUUAAACACGGCCAACCAAACGAGAAGAUCUCAGGCCCUAAAAUGGACCACUGCUCGUCUCCCUCCAGCUCAGAAGACUCUGGAAUCAAUGCAUUGGGUCUGCACUACAUGGAAUCAUGCGAUGAGGACUCCUGCAUGGAUGACGACGACGACGAGGAAGAAGAGGAUGAUGAGUUGAGUACCGAUGGGGACUCCAGUCCCGGUAGCCUCUGGGACCAGGAUGAGUGCUCUUUACUGUCACCGUCCAAAUCAAUGGUUGAGAUCAUUGAGAAGAUCGAGACUACAGUUUGACAUGCCUGUUGAUUAAUACACAGCUGGAAUUCCUCAGUCUCGGAAACACUUCCCUACACUAACCAAAUGCAGGUGCAUGAGUUCAAUGAGCCAGUACAAGCACACGCUCCCUGUUAUAGCAGUGCCAUCUGAGGUUGUCCCAGAAGAGCCCUUGAGGGAUGAGUCAUGGCAACUCUCUCCUGUACUUACUACAACUCUCGUUUUCCCUAUAGUCAGUUACGCAUGGUGAGGCUAAUGUAGGUUGCACGCAAGUUAAGUGUGCUGACAAACACAUAUCAUGAGAACUUUGACCAAAUGGGACUCAAUAUGAUAGAAUAUUUCAUGGAUGAACAGAUGUAGAAAAGUCAAACUCAAAAAUAUGAGGCUAUGUCUCCUUAGAUGGCUCAGAAACAAUCUGUCCAAUGCAUAGAAAUGGAAGAGGGGAUGGCUGAUGCAAUAUGGAGAGAUCUAGACUAAGACCAGGUCUGUGUGUGUUAGGAAGAUGGAGCGUGCUACAAAGAUAAAAGGAGAAAGAGUGAGGGAGAGAGAUAGUCCUGUUAGCAGAAUCAGUCAGAACAGUGGCUAAAUCAUGCAAGAGUUCAGAGGAUGGUAAUGAAACUUUGCGAUUAAAAGAGAUUGAGGCUCGUGCUUGAGGGAAUGCCCCUUUUUUCAAUCUCUCUCAAACCCUGAGAUUCCAAGGGUACAUUACCAGACAUUCCUUGUCUGGUACCAGACUGUGGGGCCAAUCAUCACAGUCCUUAAAGCUUAUGUCUUCUUUAGGAGUGGAAAAUAAAUUUGACAAUCAGUUAGAUCUAAAAUAAAUUCUGAACAAGAGUGAUAAGGAAUAAAUUGCAUUGUUCAUCCCCCAAGAAUCCCAUUAUAGUCUGUGUUCCAUUUUGUCAAGCCACUUUAAAAGUAUGUUGUGGAAAAUUGACAAAGCCAGAGGAUUGCUUAGGGUCCAUUCAUGCACGAUGCGUUUUUGUGUCCUGUUUUUUAAUUGUUGGUCUACAUAAUUGUGCUGGAGAGAUGCUAUUGAAAUUGAUGCUACUUGAUGUUUUUCUCACAUCUGCAAUUUUAAGAGUUCACCCAAGCAUUACAUUUCUGUCAUAAUUUACUCACUGUCGUGUUAUCACAAACCUGUAUGACUUUCUUAUGUAAAAGAAUAUGACCAAUGUUAUUUGUAUGUAUUGUAAAUGGAAUUUGGUAGAUGCUUUUUACAAAACAACUUACACUGGAUUCAAGGUAUACUUGGCAUCAGGUAAAAAUGUUAUCAAACCCAUAACCUUUACGUUGCCUGAGCUACAGGAAUGCUACAAACCAGCUUUCAGAUAAUUUCUGCCACCCCUGUCCAGCUGUAUUUAAUGCAAGAACGCAUCCUGUGUGCUAAGGGCCUCUUAGUGUCACUUUUAGAUCUUUGAGAUCUUCACUGGCUGCAAGAGUUUCAGGUUUUCUAAGGGUUUAAGAACAUGUGGCCCAUUCAAACUGGCCAGAGCAUCUUCCAUUCCAAUUUUCCAUUGCAUUCACACUUAUCUAAUUAUGUUAAGAACAGAACUCUGUUACCAAAUACCCAAGCACAGUUAUAGACUGGCCCAAAAUGUAAAAAAACAAUACCAGCAUGUCAAGAAGUUCUUCUUUGCCUUGGUUCAAGCACAUGCUCCCAUUGCUAUCACUGCUGAGGUGGAACACAGUCCUAAAUGAAAUAUCAAAGCCACACAGGGAAUUCACACAUACAUGUCUUGCUCUCCAUUUUUAAACGGAUUACUUAAACAAAAAAAAUGGAAAGUUAUGAUAAUAAAUUUGCUAAUUAGGAGACUACAAGACUCCCAAGGAUGUACUGACUGGAUGAAAACCAAGUGAACCCUUUUAAUGAUCCAACCUCGUUUAUUUCAAGUAUUGGCUCAAAGAUGUUAUACUAGCUUGCUGUCUGCCAAACUCAUGUAAUAUAUAAGCACAUAUGUAACUUCACUGCCUGAACAACAAUAUUCAUUUAGGAGUUCCUCUGAUCACGGAAGGACCAUGAUCCAUAGAAGGAUGCAGGUGUGAAUCUUUCCUUGUUACUGAAUGAAUGAAUAAAACUAUCCCUGUCUCUGCAGUUUUCAUAUCAGGGACUAAUACUGUAGCUAAAAAUAUAUACUGUAGACACACAAAUGUUUAUCAAAUAUUAAAAUGUAUCCUUUUUUUCUUUCUUUUAACAACUAUUGUUAAUUCACCUCUUAUUUUUUCUUAUAAAGAAAUUUAGAAAAUAA
Molecule: messenger RNA, 3374 nt
Organism: Carassius auratus (goldfish)
Lineage: Eukaryota; Metazoa; Chordata; Actinopteri; Cypriniformes; Cyprinidae
Gene: c26h3orf70
Product: chromosome 26 C3orf70 homolog
Exons: 2
Coding region: 334-1149 (271 amino acids)
Biological process (GO): nervous system development
Source: RefSeq, a predicted model, not a curated record